AUGGCACUAUGCAAUAUCACAGAAUAUUGCAGCGAUGCUGUGCUGGCCAUUGAAGUGUCUCUGGGGUGCAUUGGUACCGUGGGCAACCUACUAGUGGUAUGCACUAUUGUAUGUGUCAACUUCCUACACAACUAUACCAAUUACUUCAUCGCCCAUCUAUCCGUUGCCGAUGCACUUGUAUGCAUUUCGAUCCAGGUUUUUCAGUUCAGAUACCUUCCCCCGGCCCUGGUGAACUCGGCCACAUGUCUGUUGUUCUUUGCCAGGGUGCCAUUUUUUGUGUUCUUGAGUGUAUCCUCGUUCGCAACCCUGUGUUUGCACGCAGAACGAUACAUAGCAAUCGUUCAACCCCUCCAGUAUCCGCGUUUGGUGACACCAGCUAAGGUGAAAUGUCUCCUUGCCGCAAUCUGGAUUGUCUCGAUCUUGACGAGUUUGUUCGAAACUACGUCAUCACUUACGUAUGAUGAAUCUUACAACGUGUGUUACAUCACCGAUCCCGAUGCCACGUGGAAGGCUGCUUUCGUGACCUUAAAGGGGGUCAUACUAACGGGGCAGCUUGUGGGAACCAUUGUUCCUUACGUCAGAAUCAUGGCCAACUUGAGAGAAUGUGCAAUACGGCAGGAUAAUCUCCGCGUGGAUGAACUGUUAGAGGCCCGUCGGCGGGUUGCUAGACUCUUAUUGUUUACUGCUCUUGCGUAUUAUCUGACUUGGAUCCCCGUUGCGGUGGUGUACGUACUGUUGACAUUUGGCGUAAUUGUUGACCCCACGUAUUACGACGUAACUGACAUUAUUCUGUUGGCGAACUCGGUGGUUAAUCCGUUUAUUUACGCAUUUAAGUAUAAAGAGUUUAGGAAAGGGUUUGCGAAGAUGUGUCGUAUGGGGGCAAACAGAGUCCACCCCGUUGAAUUUUAG
Molecule: messenger RNA, 909 nt
Organism: Asterias rubens (European starfish)
Lineage: Eukaryota; Metazoa; Echinodermata; Asteroidea; Forcipulatida; Asteriidae
Product: somatostatin receptor type 4-like
Exons: 1
Coding region: 1-909 (302 amino acids)
Biological process (GO): G protein-coupled receptor signaling pathway
Cellular component (GO): membrane
Molecular function (GO): G protein-coupled receptor activity
Source: RefSeq, a predicted model, not a curated record